Messenger RNA from Peromyscus leucopus (white-footed mouse), 8508 nucleotides. RefSeq names its product transient receptor potential cation channel subfamily M member 3 (gene Trpm3). Gene Ontology annotation, cellular component: membrane. Bases 1954 to 7224 code for a protein of 1756 amino acids. Lineage: Eukaryota; Metazoa; Chordata; Mammalia; Rodentia; Cricetidae. Gene Ontology annotation, molecular function: monoatomic cation channel activity. Gene Ontology annotation, biological process: protein tetramerization; monoatomic cation transmembrane transport. The record is from RefSeq and is a predicted model, not a curated record. The transcript is spliced from 27 exons.
UUUUAGAAUUCAGGAGGUUAAGCAAACCUCAGUGCCAUGCCACAGCAGUGUGUGAGGAACACACUUAUUCCAUCUUUUAUUGCAAUUCUUGAAUCAGACUAAAGACCAGAACACCAAAAUAAAGGUUUUAUUGUUGUUGUCUCAAAUUAUGAAAGAAACAGAACAAAAAAGUAUAUCUUUGAAGCUCAGUAAAAUGACUCUAAUCCAGGCUAAUUUUUCUGGACUUUAUUCACUUAAUCUGUGAAAUAGGGGUAGGAAAGCAUCUGCUCUGGAGGGCUGCCAUUGGUGUGAGUUUAUGUGUUGUGAAAUGUCCACCACCAUGCCUGGCAUAUAUACAUCCUAGCUUGGUAGCUCUUGAAAACAGCCUUUGUCCCAUGGUGGAAACAGGAGGGUGACAGAAAAUGAGCCAUGUGUGAAUUCUGUUAAAUGGAUAAUGCUUUAAUAGCAAUUAAUCUGAUGCAUGGGUUUUUAUGUUCCAGUCAGUGGCUCUGCAAUACUCCACAUCUCUGACUCUGGGGCACUCCAGGAAACGGUGCAAUAGUGCAGGUGUCAGGUGCUUGCUACGUUCUUUGUUCUUAGUCCUAAAAUGCAGCCUUGUAUCACGAUCACAUCUGCAUUAACCCCUCUGGAUUUUGUCCCAGAGUGCACAGUAGUCAUGGGAGUGAGGGGUCGGGGGUCCAUCCAUUUCUUCUGGUUAAUUAAAAAUGGAAAAUCUCUACAGUCACUGUAAGGGAAAUAAGGUGGAAAGUUUUAAAUACCCUGGCAACACUUGAAGGGAAAGGGUGUCGUGGGGAUCUCCUGGGCAGAGUCCUUGGUCAGUACUACCACUGAAGUUUAAUGCCUGGGGAGAAGCGGGUAGUCCAGGUGAGGGGUGUGAAAUGAUUGCCCCUCUCAGCCUCCCUGAGCUCCCUAUUUUUUAAGUGAAAUUGACCAAUGUCUUCCUUUAAAUAGAAAAGUUCUCUUGUAUUCUCUUUCACCAUGGGAGCUUUACAGAUUAUAUACCCCAAUACAGCUACACUCUUUCUUAAAACCUCCUUAGAAAAUUACUGGGAACAGGGGAAAUACGCACUCGAGGAAACCAUCUUUUGUGGACAGCGCUCUACAUGGCACUUUAAGGGUUAAACUUCAUUGCAAAAGAAGGUUUGUCUUGUGGGAAUAUCCCCCAAUUUAGAAACUACUAUUGCUAAAAAGGUAAGCCACAAAUGCGUUCUUUUGCACAGCUUUCUACGAUAGGAAUAACUCCUUGUUUCCAGCGUGUGUAUGUGCGAGUUUGACUCAGCCUCUACCUAUCUAUCAUCUAUAUGGUGCUUAUAUCAGGGUGAAGACUGUCAAUCACCGUUAAUAAAAGACCCCAGAACACAGCAGGGAUCUCUUUUGACUAUAGAUCUAUUUUACGAUAGCUCUCAAUUUAUUAUGUCACACAAAUCAAAAAGGAAGCAUUUAUCUUAUCAUUCAGAGGCAUCCCUUCUCCCUCCCAAUGUCCUAGCCCCUCCCCCUGCGCCAGUUUCCAGCCCCUCAAAGAUGCUUUGUGCAAGAAAGUACAAGUUCUCCUUCUGGCUUAAUUUUUGUUUCUUUUUUCUCUCCUCCUGGCUCCCCCUCAAAACAAGAGAGCAAAGCAAAUGGCCCGGGUUCCCCCCCAACGCCUGACCUGCGUUUGCUGGGAGGAGAGCAGGAGAGGGAGCGCGCAUUCUGGAGCAGGCUGCUCUGACUCCGACCACAGGCUGUUUUGUGCAGGCUGUCCCUCUCCUUCGAAAUCAAGCAUCCCCUCCCCGAAGCAGCAGGCAGUGUGCCUCCAUUCGGCCACAUUUGGUAUGCAUGAGCACGGCUGCAGGGAGAGGGGAGGUGGCUUUCUUAAGAAGGUUCAGGGGCUCAGGAAACGCCACUUGACUAGACUCCCAAGUUCCAGGAAGCCUCUGCCCUAAUGGAAUUUGCAGGUGUGGAGAUGACCAUGGGAUGCCAGGGUCGUGGGGGGGCGUUUAUUUUCUAGGCAUUGCCCAGAUUUGCAGUCUCUUGUCUUCCUGGUGGAAUUUGGAAGGGGUCAUGAAUCAGACUGAUGCUUCUCGACCCCUAAAUUGGACCAUCCGGAAGCUAUGCCACGCAGCCUUUCUCCCAUCUGUCAGACUUCUCAAGGCUCAGAAAUCCUGGAUUGAAAGAGCAUUUUAUAAAAGAGAAUGUGUUCACAUCAUACCCAGCACCAAAGACCCCCAUAGGUGUUGCUGUGGGCGCCUAAUAGGCCAGCAUGUCGGACUCACUCCCAGUAUCUCUGUGCUUCAGAAUGAGAAAAAUGAGAGUCGCCUCUCCCGAAAUGACAUCCAGUCUGAGAAGUGGUCCAUCAGCAAACACACUCAGCUCAGCCCAACAGAUGCUUUUGGGACCAUUGAGUUCCAAGGAGGUGGCCAUUCCAACAAAGCCAUGUAUGUCCGAGUAUCUUUUGAUACGAAACCUGAUCUCUUGCUACACCUGAUGACCAAGGAAUGGCAGCUGGAGCUUCCCAAGCUUCUCAUCUCCGUGCACGGAGGGCUGCAGAACUUUGAACUCCAGCCCAAACUCAAGCAAGUCUUUGGGAAAGGGCUCAUCAAAGCAGCCAUGACAACUGGAGCAUGGAUCUUCACUGGAGGGGUCAACACAGGCGUCAUUCGUCAUGUUGGAGAUGCCUUGAAGGACCAUGCAUCUAAGUCUCGAGGGAAGAUAUGUACCAUAGGUAUCGCCCCCUGGGGAAUUGUGGAAAACCAGGAGGACCUGAUUGGAAGAGAUGUAGUCCGGCCAUACCAGACCAUGUCCAACCCCAUGAGCAAGCUCACCGUUCUCAACAGCAUGCAUUCCCACUUCAUCCUGGCUGACAAUGGGACCACGGGAAAAUAUGGAGCAGAGGUGAAACUUCGCAGACAACUGGAAAAGCACAUUUCGCUCCAGAAGAUAAACACAAGAUGCCUGCCGUUUUUCUCUCUUGACUCCCGCUUGUUUUACUCAUUUUGGGGUACUUGCCAAUUAGACCCAAUUGGAAUCGGCCAAGGGGUUCCUGUGGUGGCACUCAUAGUGGAAGGAGGACCCAACGUGAUCUCGAUUGUUUUGGAGUACCUCCGAGACACCCCUCCUGUACCAGUCGUGGUCUGUGACGGGAGUGGACGGGCAUCCGACAUCCUGGCAUUUGGGCAUAAAUAUUCAGAAGAAGGCGGACUUAUCAAUGAAUCUCUAAGGGACCAGCUAUUGGUGACAAUACAGAAGACCUUCACGUACACUCGCACCCAAGCUCAGCACCUGUUCAUCAUCCUCAUGGAAUGCAUGAAGAAGAAGGAACUGAUCACAGUAUUUCGAAUGGGAUCAGAAGGCCACCAGGACAUUGAUUUAGCUAUCCUGACAGCAUUACUCAAAGGAGCCAACGCAUCUGCCCCAGACCAACUGAGCUUAGCAUUAGCCUGGAACAGAGUUGACAUCGCUCGCAGCCAGAUCUUCAUUUACGGGCAACAGUGGCCGGUAGGGUCCCUGGAGCAAGCCAUGCUGGAUGCCCUAGUCCUGGACAGAGUGGAUUUUGUGAAAUUACUCAUAGAGAACGGAGUAAGCAUGCACCGUUUUCUCACCAUCUCCAGACUAGAGGAACUGUACAACACGAGACAUGGGCCCUCAAAUACAUUGUACCACUUGGUCAGGGAUGUCAAAAAGCGAGAGUAUCCAGGUUUCGGUUGGAUCUAUUUUAAGGGAAACCUGCCCCCGGACUACAGAAUCAGCCUCAUAGACAUUGGCCUGGUGAUUGAGUACCUGAUGGGCGGGGCUUACCGCUGCAACUACACGCGCAAGCGCUUCCGGACCCUCUACCACAAUCUGUUUGGCCCCAAACGGCCCAAAGCCUUGAAACUGCUGGGAAUGGAGGAUGACAUUCCCUUGAGGAGAGGAAGAAAGACAACCAAGAAGCGUGAAGAAGAGGUGGACAUUGACUUGGAUGACCCUGAGAUCAACCACUUCCCAUUCCCCUUCCAUGAGCUGAUGGUGUGGGCUGUCCUCAUGAAGAGGCAGAAGAUGGCCCUGUUCUUCUGGCAGCAUGGAGAGGAGGCCAUGGCCAAAGCCUUGGUGGCCUGCAAGCUCUGCAAAGCCAUGGCUCACGAGGCCUCGGAGAAUGACAUGGUUGACGACAUUUCCCAGGAGCUGAACCACAACUCCAGGGACUUUGGCCAGCUGGCUGUGGAACUCUUGGACCAAUCCUACAAGCAGGAUGAGCAGCUGGCCAUGAAACUGCUAACAUAUGAGUUGAAGAACUGGAGCAAUGCCACAUGCCUGCAGCUGGCUGUGGCUGCCAAGCACCGUGACUUCAUUGCACACACGUGCAGCCAGAUGUUGCUCACUGACAUGUGGAUGGGCCGGCUCCGCAUGCGCAAGAACUCAGGCCUCAAGGUAAUUCUGGGAAUUCUACUUCCUCCUUCAAUUCUCAGCUUGGAGUUCAAGAAUAAAGAUGACAUGCCUUAUAUGACUCAGGCCCAAGAAAUUCAUCUCCAAGAGAAGGAGCCGGAGGAGCCAGAGAAGACCACAAAGGAGAAAGACGAAGAGGACAUGGAACUCACAGCGAUGUUGGGGCGAAACAAUGGGGAGUCAUCCAGAAAAAAAGAUGAAGAAGAAGUCCAAAGCAGGCACCGCCUCAUCCCCGUGGGCCGCAAGAUCUAUGAGUUCUACAAUGCACCCAUUGUGAAGUUCUGGUUCUACACUCUGGCAUAUAUCGGAUACCUGAUGCUCUUCAAUUACAUUGUGUUAGUGAAGAUGGAGCGCUGGCCUUCCACUCAGGAAUGGAUCGUCAUCUCCUACAUUUUCACUCUGGGAAUAGAGAAGAUGAGAGAGAUCCUGAUGUCAGAGCCCGGCAAGCUGCUGCAGAAAGUCAAAGUGUGGCUGCAGGAGUACUGGAACGUCACAGACCUCAUCGCCAUCCUCCUCUUCUCGGUGGGGAUGAUCCUUCGACUUCAAGACCAGCCCUUCAGGAGUGAUGGGAGGGUCAUCUACUGUGUGAACAUCAUUUAUUGGUACAUCCGUUUACUAGACAUCUUCGGCGUGAACAAGUAUCUGGGCCCAUAUGUAAUGAUGAUUGGGAAAAUGAUGAUAGACAUGAUGUACUUUGUCAUCAUUAUGCUGGUGGUGCUGAUGAGUUUUGGGGUCGCCAGGCAAGCCAUCCUCUUUCCCAAUGAGGAGCCAUCUUGGAAACUGGCCAAGAAUAUCUUCUACAUGCCAUAUUGGAUGAUUUAUGGGGAAGUGUUUGCAGACCAGAUAGACCGUAAGCAAGUUUAUGAUUCUCAUACACCAAAGUCAGCUCCCUGUGGCCAGAAUGAGACCCGAGAGGAUGGCAAGACAAUCCAGCUACCCCCAUGCAAGACAGGAGCAUGGAUUGUGCCAGCCAUCAUGGCCUGCUACCUCUUGGUGGCAAACAUCCUUCUGGUCAACCUCCUUAUUGCUGUCUUCAACAAUACAUUUUUUGAGGUAAAGUCGAUAUCCAACCAAGUAUGGAAAUUUCAGAGGUACCAACUCAUCAUGACUUUCCACGAGAGGCCAGUUCUUCCCCCACCGCUCAUCAUCUUCAGCCACAUGACCAUGAUAUUCCAACAUGUGUGUUGCCGAUGGAGGAAACACGAGAGUGACCCGGAUGAAAGAGACUAUGGCCUGAAACUCUUCAUAACUGAUGAUGAGCUCAAGAAAGUUCACGAUUUUGAAGAGCAGUGCAUAGAGGAAUAUUUCAGAGAGAAGGAUGAUCGCUUCAACUCAUCCAAUGACGAGAGAAUACGGGUGACGUCAGAAAGGGUAGAGAACAUGUCCAUGAGGCUAGAGGAAGUUAAUGAGAGAGAACACUCCAUGAAGGCUUCACUCCAGACUGUGGACAUCCGGCUGGCACAGCUGGAAGACCUCAUCGGGCGCAUGGCCACAGCCCUGGAGCGCCUGACAGGUCUGGAGCGGGCAGAGUCCAACAAGAUCCGCUCAAGGACCUCCUCGGACUGCACAGAUGCAGCCUACAUCGUCCGCCAGAGCAGCUUCAACAGCCAGGAAGGGAACACCUUCAAACUUCAAGAGAGUAUAGACCCUGCAGGUGAGGAGACCAUGUCCCCAACUUCUCCAACCUUAAUGCCCCGUAUGCGAAGCCAUUCAUUCUAUUCAGUCAAUGUGAAAGACAAAGGUGGUAUAGAAAAGCUGGAAAGCAUUUUCAAAGAAAGGUCCCUGAGCUUACACCGAGCUACUAGCUCCCACUCCGUAGCAAAAGAACCCAAAGCUCCUGCGGCCCCUGCAAACACCUUGGCCAUUGUUCCUGACUCCAGAAGACCAUCGUCAUGCAUAGACAUCUAUGUCUCUGCCAUGGAUGAGCUCCACUGUGAUAUAGACCCUCUGGAUAAUUCCAUGAACAUCCUUGGGCUGGGUGAGCCAAGCUUUUCAGCUCUAGCACCUUCCGCAGCCCCUUCAAGUAGUGCCUAUGCAACCCUUGCACCUACAGACCGACCUCCAAGCAGGAGCAUUGAUUUUGAAGACCUCACCUCUAUGGACACUAGAUCUUUUUCUUCAGACUAUACCCACCUCCCAGAAUGCCAAAACCCCUGGGACACAGACCCUCCAAUGUACCAUACCAUUGAGCGGUCCAAGAGUAGCCGCUACCUAGCAGCCACACCCUUUCUUCUGGAAGAGGCCCCCAUUGUAAAAUCCCAUAGCUUUAUGUUUUCUCCUUCAAGGAGUUACUAUGCCAACUUUGGGGUGCCCGUGAAAACAGCAGAAUACACAAGUAUUACGGACUGUAUCGACACAAGAUGUGUCAAUGCCCCUCAAGCAAUUGCCGACAGAGCCACCUUCCCUGGAGGUCUCGGAGACAAAGUAGAGGACUUAUCUUGCUGCCACCCUGAGCGAGAAGCAGAGCUGAGCCAUCCCAGCUCUGACAGUGAGGAGAAUGAGGCCAGAGGCCGGAGAGCUGCCAAUCCGAUCUCCUCUCAGGAGGCUGAAAAUGCAGACAGAGUCCUAUCCAACAACAUCACAGUUCCCAAGAUAGAGCGCGCCAACAGCUACUCGGCGGAGGAGCCAAGCGUGCCAUAUGCACAGACCAAGAAGAGCUUCUCCAUCAGUGACAAGCUUGAUAGACAGAGGAACACCUCAAGCCUACGAAAUCCCUUCCAGAGAAGUAAGUCCUCCAAGCCAGAGGGCCGAGGGGAUAGCCUAUCCAUGAGGAGACUGUCUAGAACAUCAGCUUUUCACAGCUUUGAAAGCAAGCACAACUAAACCUUCUAACCAUGUGUUGCAGGAGGCUCGAGAAUCCAGCACUAAAACUCUCCCCAUGUCCACCUUGUUCCCCCUUCCUUGAAUUAUAUCUGCUUCACUCUUAGCUGAGCAAAACAAUGCCUUGGGAGAUGUUAACUCAAAGGUAAACCUCUGGGCCACAGGUCACGCAAGCAUUCCAUCUGGCCCAGGGCCAAACACGGGGUGUUAAGGCAUGUUCACACUUGUUGGGAAGGGAGGGGGGAAGAGAACAGCAAGGGGUUAGAGAUGAAUGUGUGUAACCAGGCACCACAGAAAGCCAUGAGCUCUGAUGGGCUCAAGCGUUCUCCAUGCCAACAGGCAUCAUGGGACUUCUGCCCUGUUAUCGAGAGUUGAGGCGACGGGGCUAAAUUGCAAAAUGAGAUAAAAGAGCCAGCAUACAAGAUGAGAUAUUCUAAACUUCAAUUCUGUUUUCUUUUCACAUUGGUUCCAUCACUGGUGACUGAUGAAGAACAUCCUUUUUAUUCAGUAUAAGCCGGCAGCAAGCAGUUCUACCUAACGUCCCACAUCCUUCUCAUGCCAACACUUCUGUAAUUGGUCAUUAUAAAGAAAAACAAGGUAACAGUCAUAUAUACAGUUCACCUGUCUCUUAUAUAUUCACUUCUGGUGCCACAACUGUUUAUCUCUUUAGAAGAAAAUAAGGGAACAGAAAUGCCUUUUUUUUUCUUUUUGUCUUGCAAUCGAAAUGAAAGAAGAAUUGAUGCUAACAGCAAAAGUCAUGAUUUAUAAUAUACCAUGGCAAUCAAGUAUAUAGUCAAGCAAGCUCAGGAUGAAUGUAAUUAGAUAAUUUUAUAUUUUUAAGUUAUUUUGUAUCUCACCUGUCAUCAAUGAAUUCACUCAUCAAAUAUGUAAUAUUGAACUUUAAGGAAAAACAGUGGGAAGAACUAACAUUAAGUUGCCACGUGGGAUAUUGUUAUAGUCUCACCAUUCAUAGUGUGUGAUGCUGCUGUGUGGCCUUCAUCAUUUGCAUGUUUCCACUAUGUCCUCCGAACACCUCCAAGAUGUAACUGCCAAACUUCCACACCACUCAUCACGUGACCAUUUUGUAUUUGAACACAUGGUUCUAUGUGGAUAUUUUCAUACCUAGAAUUUAGUCAUCUAAAUCUGGGCUCAGCAUAAAUUUAAUCGGAUUUUUUCAAGGGCUGGUAUCUUUUUUAUGGAAAUGUUCCAAAGUACUUUGUUUUGUUUUGUUUUUGAGACAGGGUUUCUCUGUAUAACAGCUCAAUUUGUAGACCAGGCUGGCCUUGA